UUCCUGUAGUAUCAACGAAUCAAAACUGUACAUGUAAAAAAAAUCUGAACUUGAAGGUGUCAGCAAAAUAGGGGGGAUGGGAACUGUUGAUGGCAGUCAUAUUUUGAAACCGAAAUAUUAUUUUUGGGUGCAAUUUCUUCGUAUUCUUCUGUAAGGCUUGCAGAGGGCUGAAGUGACAUUGUCACUGAUGUCGACCCCUACGGACCCCUCGGGUGCGAUGUCCCACCCUGGCCCUUCUCCCGGUCCGGGCAUGUCUCCAGGACCCAUUCUGGGCCCCAGUCCUGGUCCGGGCCCCUCUCCUGGUUCUGUGCACAGCAUGAUGGGUCCAAGUCCUGGCCCGCCCAGUGUCCCGCACAGCCUUCCAGGCCAGGGUCCAGGAGAUUACCCCCCAGAAGGCAUGCAUCAGAUGCACAAGCCCAUGGAAGGCAUGCACGACAAAGGAAUGGGGGAGGAGAUGCACUUCGCCCAGAUGAAGGGCAUGGGCAUGAGAUCACUGCACAGCGGCAUGGGGCCCCCUCAGAGCCCGAUGGACCAGCUCAGCCAAGGUUACAUGUCCCCUCACCCGUCCCCCAUGGGGGUGCCCGAGCACGCCUCCAGCCCCAUGUCUGGAGGGGGUCCCACGCCCCCCCAGAUGCCCCCCGCCCAGCCCGGCGGGCCCAUCAUGCCGGGGGACCCCCAGGCCCUCGGGCAGCAGCAGCAGCAGGGGCGGGGCCCCUCGGCCUUCAGCCCCGUGCAGCUCCAGCAGCUCCGCGCCCAGAUCCUGGCCUACAAGAUCCUGGGGCGGGGCCAGCCGCUGCCCGAGAACCUGCAGCUGGCCGUGCAGGGCAAGAGAAGCCUGCCCACCAUGCAGCAGCAGCCCGCCAGCGCGCCCUACAGCAGGCCCCCAGGUAUGCCAGUGCAUCCCAUGGGCGGGCCUCCAUCGGGACCAUGCCCCACCCCUGGGAUGCAAGGACACGUCCCCAUGCCAGGACCGAAACCCUGGCCUGAAGGACAAAGCGGCGACGUGGCGGGCACCCCCCAGAAGCUGGCGGUCCCGGCGGCGAGCGGGAGGCCCUCCCCCGCCCCGCCGCAGUUGCCGUCGGCCCCGCCGCCCAUGCCCAGCACCUCGGUCCCGCAGCAGCAGCAGCAGCAGCAGCAGCAGCUCCCGGGGCAGCCCUCGCCCAUGUUCCAGAUGCAGCAGAAGCAGAACCGCAUCACGCCCAUCCAGAAGCCCCAGGGCCUGGACCCCGCCGAGAUCCUGCAGGAGAGGGAGUACAGGCUCCAGGCUAGGAUUGCUCACAGAAUCCAGGAGCUGGAGAAUUUGCCUGGUUCUUUGCCCCCUGACCUGAGAACAAAAGCGACAGUGGAGUUAAAGGCCUUGAGGCUGCUUAACUUUCAGAGACAGCUGAGGCAGGAUGUGGUGGCCUGCAUGCGGCGCGACACCACCCUGGAGACGGCGCUCAACUCCAAGGCCUACAAGCGCAGCAAGCGGCAGACCCUGCGCGAGGCCCGCAUGACCGAGAAGCUGGAGAAGCAGCAGAAGAUCGAGCAGGAGAGGAAGCGCAGGCAGAAGCACCAGGAAUACCUUAACAGCAUCCUUCAACAUGCCAAGGACUUCAAGGAAUAUCACCGGUCCAUCACCGGAAAGAUCCAGAAGCUGUCCAAGGCCAUCGCCACCUGGCACACCAACACGGAGCGCGAGCAGAAGAAGGAGACGGAGCGGAUCGAGAAGGAGAGGAUGAGGAGGCUGAUGGCUGAGGAUGAGGAGGGAUACCGUAAACUCAUCGACCAGAAGAAGGACAAGCGCCUGGCCUACCUGCUGCAGCAGACGGACGAGUACGUGGCCAACCUGACCGACCUGGUCUACGAGCACAAGGCCGCCCAGGCCGCCAAGGAGAAGAAGAAGAAAAAGAAGAAGAAGAAGAAAGUGGAUGAGAACCCUGAUGAAAUGGGUGCCAUUGGUCCGGAUGGGGAGCCGAUCGAUGAGAGCAGUCAGAUGAGCGAGCUCCCGGUGAAGGUGAUCCAGACGGAGACGGGGAAGGUGCUGCAGGGGACCGACGCGCCCAAGUCCAGCCAGCUGGAGGCCUGGCUGGAGAUGAACCCUGGAUACGAAGUGGCCCCACGGUCCGACAGCGAAGAAAGUGGCUCGGAGUUCGAGGACGAGGACGAAGACGAGGCGGUUUCCCGGGCCGAGUCCGAGGAGAAGAAGAUCGUCGACCCCAACGCCGACGACGUGUGGGAGACGGAAGCGCACCAGAUCAUCGCGUCAGCCAAACAGGACGUGGACGACGAGUACGCCGUCCCGACGGGGGAGACGUGCUCGCAGUCGUACUACGGGGUGGCCCACGCCGUCACGGAGAGGGUGGAUAAGCAGUCCACGCUGCUGGUCAACGGAAUGCUCAAGCACUACCAGGUUCAGGGUCUGGAGUGGAUGGUGUCCCUGUACAACAACAACCUGAACGGGAUCCUGGCUGACGAGAUGGGCCUGGGCAAGACCAUCCAGACCAUCGCGCUCAUCACCUACCUGAUGGAGCACAAGAGGCUCAACGGGCCCUACCUGAUCAUCGUCCCGCUGUCGACUCUGUCCAACUGGGUGUACGAGCUGGAUAAGUGGUCUCCCACUGUGGUAAAAAUCGCCUACAAGGGAACGCCCGCUCUGCGCAGGUCCCUGGUGCCUCAGCUCCGAAGCGGGAAGUUCAACGUGCUCCUGACCACCUACGAGUACAUCAUCAAGGACAAGCACAUCCUGGCCAAGAUCCGCUGGAAGUACAUGAUCGUGGACGAGGGCCACCGCAUGAAGAACCACCACUGCAAGCUGACGCAGGUGCUGAACACGCACUACGUGGCCCCGCGGCGCCUCCUGCUGACCGGCACGCCCCUGCAGAACAAGCUCCCCGAGCUCUGGGCCCUGCUCAACUUCCUGCUGCCCACCAUCUUCAAGAGCUGCAGCACCUUCGAGCAGUGGUUCAACGCUCCCUUCGCCAUGACCGGCGAGAGGGUGGACCUGAAUGAGGAGGAGACCAUCUUGAUCAUCCGCCGUCUCCACAAGGUGCUCCGCCCCUUCCUGCUCCGUAGGCUGAAGAAGGAGGUGGAGUCGCAGCUACCAGAGAAGGUGGAAUACGUGAUCAAGUGCGACAUGUCCGCCAUCCAGAAGGUUCUGUACCGGCACAUGCAGGGCAAGGGCAUCCUUCUGACCGAUGGCUCUGAGAAGGACAAAAAGGGAAAAGGGGGCGCAAAGACUCUGAUGAACACCAUCAUGCAGCUGAAGAAAAUCUGCAAUCACCCGUACAUGUUCCAGCACAUCGAGGAAUCGUUCGCUGAGCACUUGGGGUACCCACACGGCAUCAUCAGUGGACAAGACCUGUACCGCGCCUCGGGGAAGUUUGAGCUGCUGGACCGCAUCCUGCCCAAGCUCCAGGCCACCAACCACCGAGUGCUGCUCUUCUGCCAGAUGACCACGCUCAUGACCAUCAUGGAGGACUACUUUGCCUACCGCAACUUCCUCUAUCUGCGCCUGGAUGGGACGACCAAGUCGGAGGACCGUGCGACCCUGCUGCAGAAGUUCAACGAGAAGGGCUCCGUGUACUUCAUCUUCCUCCUGAGCACCCGGGCCGGCGGGCUGGGCCUCAACCUCCAGGCCGCCGACACCGUGGUCAUCUUCGACAGCGACUGGAACCCGCACCAGGACCUGCAGGCCCAGGACAGGGCUCACCGGAUCGGGCAGAAGAACGAGGUGCGCGUCCUGCGCCUCUGCACCGUCAACAGCGUGGAGGAGAAGAUCCUGGCCGCCGCCAAGUACAAGCUGAACGUGGACCAGAAGGUGAUCCAGGCCGGCAUGUUCGACCAGAAGUCCUCCAGCCACGAGCGCCGGGCCUUCCUGCAGGCUAUCCUGGAGCACGAGGAGCAGAACGAGGAGGAGGACGAGGUCCCGGACGAUGAAACGCUCAAUCAGAUGAUCGCUCGUAACGAGGACGAGUUUGAGCUUUUCAUGCGAAUGGACAUGGACCGGCGGCGGGAGGACGCGCGGAACCCCAAGCGCCGGCCGCGGCUGAUGGAGGAGGACGAGCUGCCCUCCUGGAUCAUCAAGGACGACGCCGAGGUGGAGCGGCUCACCUGCGAGGAGGAGGAGGAGAAGAUCUUCGGCCGCGGCUCCCGCCACCGGCGGGACGUGGACUACAGCGACGCCCUGACCGAGAAGCAGUGGCUGCGGGCUGUCGAGGACGGCAAUCUGGAGGAGAUGGAGGAGGAGAUCCGUCUGAAGAAGCGCAAGCGGCGGAGACACGUCGACAAGGAUUCCGGGAAAGAGGACGGGGAGAAGGCGAAAAAGAGGCGGGGCCGACCCCCAGCAGAGAAGCUCAAUCCCAACCCCCCGAAGCUCACCAAACAGAUGAACGCCAUCGUGGACACAGUUAUCAAUUACAGGGACGGGUCCAACCGACAGCUCAGCGAGGUGUUCGUCCAGCUGCCCUCGCGGAAGGAGCUCCCCGAGUACUACGAGCUCAUCAGGAAGCCCGUGGACUUCAAGAAGAUAAAGGAUCGUGUCCGUAACCACAGAUACAGGAGCGUGGGGGAUCUGGAGAAGGACGUCACGCUCCUCUGUCACAACGCCCAGACGUUCAACCUGGAGGGAUCCCAGAUCUACGAAGACUCCAUCGUGCUUCAGUCGGUGUUCACGAGUGCGCGACAAAAGAUCGCUAAAGAAGAGGAGAGUGAUGACGACAGCGCCGAUGAAGACGAGGAGGACGAGGAGUCCGAGUCCGAAUCAAAAUCGGUGAAGGUGAAGAUCAAGCUCGGCAAGAAGGACGACAAAGGCAAGAAGCGGCAGAGCCGGGCCAAGGCCAAGCCCGUCGUCAGCGACGACGACAGCGAGGAAGACCAGGAUGACAACGACCAGUCCGAAGGGAGCGGGAGCGACGAAGAGUGAGGAAGAGGAGAGCUGAUGCACAACACAUUUCUUGUUUUUUUUUUUGUUUUUUGUUUUUUUAAAGCUUUCAAUUGAUUGACUUUCCUCUCUUUUGAUGAAAUGUGUCUCUAUCUCUGAUCCCAACCCCCUCCUGCCCCCUCCCCCGCCCCCCCUAAACUUUUAUCUAUUCAGAAUACAUGACAGCACACAAUCCUCCAGACGGUUCACCUGUACACUUUUGUUAUGCAGUCAGACCCGGUGUAACGGCGGGAGAUGGGCCGGCCCUGUUCGACACUCAGCUCCGGGCGCGCGCCGCAGGCUGUCCCGCCCGCUCACGCUGCACGCUUGUAAAUAAAACUUUUAUGCAACGAGAAAAUGAAAAACUAAAAAAAAGGUAGAUAUUUACAGAAAAAGUUUGGAUCCAAAAGUAAGUUACGGAGUGCCGACGGGCAGUUCACUAUUCACGUAAUGCUUUUCUCGGACAGCGAUUUGCUGCGAAAGAAAAGCAUUAUGUAUAAAGUUUUUAACAGUGUUUAUAUAUUCUAGCUCAAUAGAGAAGGCUCGUGUAAUCUGAUAGUAAUCUGUACCAGUGCCGCAGUUCAGCUCGCUCACCAUAAAUUAUACAGAGAAGUUAAACGCCGCUGUACAGUACAGGGACAUAUCCAUAUCCAUGCCUUGAGUUUCUGACUUCAGCCUUAGCUGAGCUUGGGGAGAUGGUUCUGGAGAUAGCGUUAUUUUGCAGGAGCGAGCUCUUGUCGGCAGGUUCCAGCGAGGGCAAGCCCUCCCGCGCACCGUAAGGGCUUGUCCUCAAACUCAAACGCCAGAGGCGAAAAACUCUCCGGUCCCUUACGCGCGUAACGGACGUCAUUUCUGUUUUCGUUUAACCGAUUCGGCGGCUCAUCUCAUCGUGUUUCUCGAUGUAUUAACGGCCUUGCAGCUAUGGAUAUUUUUAUACUCUCGGUUUAAUGAUGCUAUUUUUGUUGAAUGUUGGAAAAAAAAAAUGCCGUACGUUAUUUGCCUUCUUCGUCCUGUACUCGCUUAUUCGCUCCUCGAAAACGUAAAAAGUAAAGAGCUUUUCGUUUAACGUCUCGGUUAGCAGACUCUUAAUAGCCGCGGAAGUGAACCCAUUUUGGCACCUAAGUGUUUUGAGCGUACUCUUUCCUGUGACAUAUGCUGUUUAAUGUGCAGCCCGACAUGACCCCCCCCUCCCCCCUCCCCGGCCCCCUCUUCAGACAUAUCUUUAUUGAUGUGCGGUCAGUGCUAGCCCCCAUCUUUCCCCAAAGUGUAACUUAAUCUUUGCUUUCUUUGCACAAUGUCUUUGUGGUUGUAACCCAUAGCCCGAGGCAAAUAAACUUCACUGAUUUUGAUUACC
This is a messenger RNA of Anguilla rostrata (American eel), 6254 nucleotides long. RefSeq names its product SWI/SNF related, matrix associated, actin dependent regulator of chromatin, subfamily a, member 2 (gene smarca2). Bases 188 to 4903 code for a protein of 1571 amino acids. The record is from RefSeq and is a predicted model, not a curated record. Gene Ontology annotation, molecular function: histone binding; DNA binding; ATP binding. NCBI's taxonomy places the organism in Eukaryota, Metazoa, Chordata, Actinopteri, Anguilliformes, Anguillidae. The transcript has 34 exons. Gene Ontology annotation, biological process: chromatin remodeling; transcription elongation by RNA polymerase II; positive regulation of transcription by RNA polymerase II. Gene Ontology annotation, cellular component: RSC-type complex; nucleus.